Messenger RNA from Komagataella phaffii GS115, 1425 nucleotides. Its product is annotated as Alpha 1,2-mannosyltransferase involved in glycosyl phosphatidyl inositol (GPI) biosynthesis. The record is from RefSeq and is a predicted model, not a curated record. Gene Ontology annotation, molecular function: alpha-1,2-mannosyltransferase activity. Gene Ontology annotation, biological process: GPI anchor biosynthetic process. The transcript has a single exon. The coding region runs from base 1 to 1425 and encodes 474 amino acids. Lineage: Eukaryota; Fungi; Ascomycota; Pichiomycetes; Pichiales; Pichiaceae. Gene Ontology annotation, cellular component: endoplasmic reticulum membrane.
AUGAAUUGGAGGUCAAUAUACCUUCUGUCGAUUCCUUUCCGUAUAUGGUUGGUGUUUGAGCUGUCUUAUAUUCACCCGGACGAACAUUUUCAAAGUCUGGAAGUUCUAUGCAACUACUUUUUGGGCUACUCUACUAAUCUACCUUGGGAAUUCAGCCCUGAGACCCCAAGCAGAUCAUUCGGUCCUUUACUUUUGUUAUAUGGUCCGUCUAUAAUAGCGGGCAAAUGGUUUAGCCUGCCCCCUCUAUCCAUAUACUUCAUAUGCAAGUUACAAUUAUGUCUCUUGACAGAAUUGGCGACGCAUUGGUGUCUCUACAAAUUGAUGCCAACGAAAAAGGAAAGAAUAAAGGCUGUUUAUUUAAACUCGUUGUCAUAUAUCACAUUAGUUUACCAAUCACACACAUUUUCAAACAGUGUGGAGACGUUGAUUGUCUUGCUCUGUUUGGCCAUCAUCAAUGAACUCAAAAUAGAGCACCACAUGUCCUACCCUACAAUCAUUUGGCUUGCAUUUUUGAUCACGUUUGGAGUUUUCAACAGGAUAACGUUUUUGGCUUGGCUAUUAAUACCAAGUUAUCACCUUUUGCCGUAUUUCACUUCCAACUUCAAGGCACUGAUACUGUUCACACUUUUUGGCCUGCUUUUCUCAUAUGGUUUCAUUGCAACAGACACGCUGUUGUUCAACAGUUCUCAAUGGUUAUUGACCCCAAUUAACAAUCUUCUCUAUAACUUGAACCAUGAUAAUUUGGCUGUUCACGGGCUUGAUAGUCGUCUCAAACAUGUUUUAGUCAACAUUCCUACUAUGUUGGGCCCAGGGUUGCUGUUAUUCUCCAGAAAGCAUGUCUAUAGUUUACCAUUUUUCUCUUUGGUCUCCGGAGUCUGUCUUCUGAGUGUUUUUCCCCAUCAAGAAUUAAGAUUUCUUAUGCCAGCUAUACCCCUUUUAUCUUGCUGCUUUGAUGUUCAACCAAGGUUCUCCAAGUAUCUUCUAAAGGCCUUCAUAGCAUUUAACGUCAUUAUGAGCAUCGUCAUGGGUGUGUUUCACCAAGGAGGUGUUGUUCCUGCUUUGAAUGAGUUGCACAAUAUCGGGUAUUGUCCAUCUACUACAGUCCAAGUUUGGUGGAGGACCUACAAACCUCCAUCUUAUUUUUUAGAAUUAUCUAACCAGACGGUAAGGUUCACCAACAAAGAUCAAGAUUCCAAGGACGAACUCUUAAAAGGUGAUAUAAUAGACGCGAUGGGAAUGCCCUUGGAGGAUUUAUCAGUUCUUUUAUCGAAAAUUGAUCGGCCAAUCAAGUUAGUUACUCCAGUAGGUUCAUCUUUACUAUUAGAAGGUAUGUUAAAUGAGACAUGGACUUAUUUUUAUCAUAUCGAUUUGGAUCAUCUAGAAAAUUUUGCAUUUGGGAUCGGUAUCUACGAUGUUAUCAACUGA